This is a messenger RNA of Hemibagrus wyckioides, 7079 nucleotides long. RefSeq names its product kelch-like family member 5 (gene klhl5). Gene Ontology annotation, molecular function: protein binding. The transcript has 11 exons. NCBI's taxonomy places the organism in Eukaryota, Metazoa, Chordata, Actinopteri, Siluriformes, Bagridae. The record is from RefSeq and is a predicted model, not a curated record. The coding region runs from base 256 to 2511 and encodes 751 amino acids.
AGAGAGAGAGAAACAGGGAGGUGUGUGUGUGUGUGUGUGUCCACGAGCCUCGCCAGCAGCGCUCUCGAGUUACAGUUGGCGCGCGCUCCUCCGUCGACCACCACAGAUUUGCGGCGUCUCUCUCUCUCUCUCUCUCUCUCUCUCGUGUGUGCCGAUCCCUCGCGCGCCUCCUCGUCUUUCGUCCUCAGCCUCCUCUUCCUUCCUCCGCCGCCUCGUCCCCGUCACACUCCUGUCGCGCGCGCCGGAGUCGCGGGAAUGUCGGCCCCCGGCAGGAAAGACUUCGACGUGAAGCAGAUCUUGCGCAUCCGCUGGCGCUGGUUCGGCCACGCGACGUCCCCGCCUCUGGUAGAGGAGCUGCUCUCCAGAACCGGCGACCUCCACCGUCACCAUCAGCACCACCAUCCGCACGCGCUCGGGAGCUCGAGCGCCGCCUCGGCGAGCAGCUCGAGCGCCCACGUUAACUCGCCCGUCGGCGAAAACCGAAAUAAGUUGAGCGCCUCCGCGUGUGCUCUUCCUCUUCCUCCUCCUCUUCCUCUUCCUCCUCCUCCUCUUCCUCAUCGCUCCGCCAGCCAGCAGGAGUGCGGAAGCGCCGCGUUCACGUCUCCGUCGCACUCGCGCUCCGCUUCCGACGUGACACGCGAGGGCACCGAGCUCGGCAGCGGCAGCGCGAGCCACGGUAACGCCACCGCCGGCGAGGACGAAGAGAACAACAACGCCAGCGGCGCGAGCAAUAACAACGCCGAGAGCGAAUCGAGCUCGUGCAGGACGUCGAACAGCAGCGCGACUCUGUCCUCAUGCGUGUCCAUGGAGCCGUGCGUGCCUGAUGAACUCUUCCAGUCGCACAGCCACGCCGAGCACACCUUCAAGCGCAUGGAGACCUACCUGAGGACCCGCAAACUAUGCGACGUGGUGCUCGUAGCCGGGGACCGCAAAAUACCCGCGCACAGGUUAGUCUUGUCCUCCGUAUCCGACUACUUUGCAGCCAUGUUCACCAGCGACGUCCGAGAGGCCAAGCAAGAAGAGGUGAAGAUGGAGGGAGUGGACCCAGAUGCAUUGUGGGUGUUGGUUCAGUACGCAUACACGGGGCGGUUGGAGUUGAGAGAGGACACCAUCGAGUCUCUGCUGUCGGCAGCGUGUUUGCUGCAGCUCUCGGCCGUGGUUCAGGCCUGCUGUAGCUACCUGAUGAAACAGCUGCAUCCGUCUAACUGCUUAGGAAUCCGCUCAUUUGCCGACGCCCAGGGCUGCCAGGACCUGCACAAAGUAGCCCACAACUACACCAUGGAGCACUUCCUGGGUGUGAUGAAGAAUCAGGAGUUUCUGCUGCUCCCAGCGUGUGAGGUGGAGAAGCUCUUGGUGUCGGAUGAUAUGAAUGUUCCGGACGAGGAGACGGUGGUGUCCGCUCUGCUCAGCUGGGUGCGGUACGAUUCCACCAGCCGCCAGUCACAGCUCCCUGCUCUGCUUCAACACGUCCGUCUGCCUCUGCUCAAACCCCAGUUUUUAGGGGACAUGGAGGCCAACCCCCUGCUGAGGGACAGUGUGGAGUGCCAGCGCUUGAUCAUGGAGGCCAUGAAGUACCACCUGCUGCCCGAGCGCCGGCCGCUGCUGCAGAGCCCGAGGACGCGGCCACGGAAAGCCACGGUGGGGACGCUGUUCGCCAUCGGAGGCAUGGACGCCACCAAGGGAGCGACAAGUAUGGAGCAGUACUGCGUACGGCGAGACACCUGGAGGCAGGUGGGCGUGCUGAGUGGGCGGAGACUACAGUUCGGCGUAGCAGUCAUUGACCAGCGGCUCUACGUGGUGGGCGGACGCGACGGCCUCAAGACCCUUAACACGGUGGAGUGCUACAACCCGCGCAGCAACACCUGGAGCGUCAUGCCCCCCAUGGCUACGCACCGCCACGGUCUGGGUGUAGCCGUGUUGGAGGGCCCCAUGUAUGCAGUAGGAGGUCAUGAUGGUUGGAGUUAUCUGAGCACAGUGGAGCGCUGGGAUCCUCAGGCCAGGCAGUGGAGCUUCGUCGCAUCGAUGGCCACGCCCCGGAGCACAGUGGGCGUCGCUGUGCUUAACAGCAAGCUGUAUGCAGUAGGAGGGAGAGACGGCAGCUCGUGUCUGAAGUCAGUGGAGUGUUUCGAUCCUCACACUAACAAAUGGAGUGCUUGUGCUCCCAUGGCCAAGCGCAGAGGCGGCGUCGGCGUGGCAACCUGGAACGGCUUCCUGUACGCCAUCGGCGGCCACGAUGCCCCCGCGUCCAGCCUCACCUCCCGGCUCUCUGACUGCGUCGAGAGGUACGAUCCGAAGACGGACACGUGGACGGCCGUGGCCCCGAUGAGCGUCAGCAGGGACGCUGUGGGCGUGUGUUUACUCGGGGACCGGCUGUACGCCGUGGGAGGGUACGAUGGCCAGGUCUACCUCAACACUGUGGAGGCGUACGACCCCCAGACCAACGAGUGGACUCAGGUGGCGCCGUUGUGCUUGGGUCGAGCUGGAGCCUGUGUGGUCGCUGUCAAGCUGUGAUGCUCCGCCCCCUGAGGACUGUUUCCGUGGUGAUUCUUGUACAGUUUUCUCAUUGGACAUGGAGGCAUCAGAACGACCUGAUCUCUCUCUCACUCACACACACACACACACACACACACACACACACACACACUCACACUAACCUUCAUCAGGAGGAAUGCUAAAAACUCAGAGAUGUGGGUGGCACACACACACACACACUCACACACACACACACACACACACACACACACACACACUCACACUAACCUUCAUCAGGAGGAAUGCUAAAAACUCAGAGAUGUGGGUGGCACACACACACACACACACUCACACACACACACUCACACACACACACACACACACACACUCACACUAACCUUCAUCAGGAGGAAUGCUAAAAACUCAGAGAUGUGGGUGGCACACACACACACACACACUCACACACACACACACACACACACACACACACACUCACACACAUUAACCAGGAGUUCAUUUGUUUCAUUCAGCCACAGAUAAUCUCCUCCUCAUGUCUUGGGAUUCUUUUUUUUUUUCUUCCACCAUUGAUUUCUGCUUGUGUGAGAAAACAAGGGAUGGAUGGAAUGAAGAAAUGAGUGAAAGAUGGAGGGAUGGAUGGAAUGAAGAAAUGAGUGAAAGAAGUAUGGAUGGAUGGAUGGAAUGAGGAAAUGAGUGAAGGAUGGAUGGAUGGACAGAAUGAAGAAAUGAGUGAAGGAUGGAUGGAGGGAUGGACGGAAUGAAGAAAUGAGUGAAGGAUGGAUGGAUGGAUGGAUGGAAUGAAGAAAUGAGUGAAAGAAGUAUGGAUGGAUGGAUGGAUGGAUGGAAUGAAGAAAUGAGUGAAGUAUGGAUGGAUGGAUGGAAUGAAUGAAGAAAUGAGUGAAAGAAGUAUGGAUGGAGGGAUGGAAUGAAGAAAUGAGUGAAGGAUGGAUGGAUGGAUGGAUGGACGGAAUGAAGAAAUGAGUGAAGGAUGGAUGGAUGGACGGAAUGAAGAAAUUACCGAUGGAUGGAUGGAUGGAAUGAAGAAAUGAGUGAAAGAAGGAUGGAUAAAUGGAUGGAUGGACGGACGGAUGAGACACAGUGGGUCGUCAAUAAAGCCGUGGAUGGAUGAGGGGGAAAAAAAAUAUCAGAUUCCUAACGGACCACUCCUCCUUUUCUUGUUUCUUAUAUUCUGUCGUUUCUUCUCUUCUAAUUUUUUCCUCAUUCCUGAUAUUUAUUUUGAAUCAUGUGCCUUUUUAUGUGGCCUUGUGUAUCUACUUCAUAAUGAGAGGAAUAGAAAUAUAAGAAAUAUAUGAAGUGUGUGUGUGUGUGUGUGUGUGCUCACGUGUGUGUGUGUGUGUGUGUGUGUGUGUGUGUGUGUGUGUGCUCACGUGUGUGUGUGCUCGUGUGUGUGUGUGAGAAUCUGUUUUUCUCUCUCUCUCUCUUGUUCUUUGACUUCAGUCUGUCAGCAUGUCUUAGUCGAGCUGUCAAUCAGAACCCACGGAAAUCUCUAGAAACCACAGAGUUCAGAACACUGGGGCAGCCGCCGCAAGGCAUUGUGGGUUCUGAAUAAUAGCAAAAGAGGGGCUAAGCUAACACACCUGUGUCCAGUGCUGUUUAAACUACAUGGUUAAAUAUUACAACACGGACACGCGUGUGGAAUUAGCUGUCAAUCAAACCUGUGUGCUGUUCUGAUUGGCUGUCAGGUCAGGGUUCCCUCUAGUUCCCCAGCAGGUGGUGAGAGGUGGUAAACAGUCCAGAGGGGUUGUGUGGAUGAAGAGACGGAGGAAAGGAUGAUGACAGUGAGACGGGUGGAGAGUGAGACGGGUGGAGAGUGAGACAGAAGGUAAUGUAGCAGCAGAAAAACAAGGUAGGGUCUGAAAUAGGAGAUGAAAGGCAGGAAAACCAGGACAGAAACGAGGCCAGUCCCUGAGCUCAGAAUGGAAGACGCGUAGAAGUGCGGUCUCGCCUCCUUUUGGAAUCUGAUUGGCUUGAGCGCAGAAUCAGACAGUGAUGUUUACACACCCAUCAGAUACGAUAGAAACCCCUCGUCAUCACACGCUCGCAGAAUGCUGAGAGGAAAUACAGAGAGAAACCUGAGAGAGAGGAAACUCAGGCCGAGCUGUACUGCUUCAGUAGCUGCACCGAUCAGCCAUAACAUUAUGACCAGUGAGAGGUGAGGAGAUCAUCUGUCUUAUUCACCUCAUCAUGGCACCUGUUAGUGGGUGGGAUAUAUUAGGCAGCAAGUCAACAUUUUGUCCUCAAAGUUGAUGUUAGAAGCAGGAAAAAUGGACAAGAGUAAGGAUCUGAGCGAGUUUGACCAAAGGGCCAAAUUGUGAUGUCUAGACCACUGGAUCAGAGCAUCUCCAAAACUCUUGCAGCUCUUGUGGAGUGUUCCCGGUCUGCAGUGGUCAGUAUCUAUCAAAAGUGGUCCAGUGGUGAACCGGUGACAGGGUCAUGGGCGGUCAAGGCUCAUUGAUGCAUGUGGGGAGUGAAGGCUGGCCCGUGUGAUCCGAUCCAACAGACGAGCUACUGUUGAUCAGAUUGCUGAAGAGGUUAAUGCUGGUUCUGAUAGAAAGGUGUCAGAAUACACAGUGCAGGACGGGUCAGCAAAAGGGGGACCAACACCAUGUUAGACAGGUGGUCAUAAUGUUAUGCCUGGUCAGUGUACACAUACUGCACACCCACUAGCUUCAUCUCCUCAUUUAUUCCAUCAAUAUACCUCCUCUUUGGCCUUCCUCUUUGCCUUCAGCUCCAUGUCCAACAUUCUCCUACCAAUAUCCUCACUCUCCCUCCUCUGGACAUGUCCAAACCAUCUUAAUCUGUCCUCCCUAACUCUGUCCCCUAAACGUCCAACAUGAGCUGUCCCUCUGAUGUCCUCAUUCCUAAUCCUGUCCAACCGUGUCACUCCCAAAGAGAACCUCAACAUCUUCAGCUCUGCUACCUCCAGCUCUGACUCCUGUCUCUGUCUCAGUGACGCUGCCUCUAAACCAUACAGCAUGGCCGGUCUCACCACUGUCCUGUACACCUUCCAUCACACAGAACUCCCGACACCUUUCUCCACCCAUUUCAACCUGCCUGCACUCGCUUCUUUCCCACACUCUCCAUUACUCUGGACUGUUGACUCCAACUCCUGGACCUUCUUCACCUCUUCACCCCUUCACCCUGUAAUCGUUCUGUUCCACUUCCCUCCCUGUCAUUCACACACAUGUACUCAGUCUUACUACGACUGACUUUCAUUCCUCUUCUCUCCUUUGUUUUCUUCUGUAUUGUAGAUCCAAAAUGGAGAAAUUGGUGCAGUUCAGAUUGCAGUCACCAAAACACUACAUCAUAUCAUUCUGUGUAUUCAGGGGGCGGGGUUUAUUUACUGUGUAAUUGUGUAGCAGUUAUGAUUUUAUUGACCUGUUUCUACCAUAAUAUUUCACUUUGUUUACAUUUUUUCGUUUGUUUAUUUAUUACAUUUUUCAAAACCGGUUUUGUUCAUCUUGGUUAAUGUAACAAACAUGUCAACGUUUUCCUAAAAGGUCGUCGUUGUAUGAUGGAGAUCAGAUGUUAUAUAUAUGUAUGUAUGUAUAUUGUGUGUGUGUGUGUGUUGGGGGGUAUGUGUGUUUAUGGGGCGGGUGUUUGUUCUGACAUUGGGACGCCUCAUGAGUGUAGCAUCAUUCCCAAACGUUAGCUAAUAUCCUUUAGCUAAAUUUCUAGUCCACUCCAUUAUCAGUACUGGAUUGUUGCUAUGGUUACGUCAGAGGUCGUUACCUCACAACACACUAUAGCGACAAAUAAAUGCAUUCGUUGAACUCAUUCGUUUGCCUUUAAUUAGAAUGUUAUCCUGGUCAGAGCCUACAGUGUGGAUCUGGAAGAUGGUUACAAUUCCAUUCCAGAAACAUUUAGAUCUAAAAUAUUCCCUGGAAUUAUACUCUGGAAUAUACUUUAGUCUUUAGUCCAGGAACUCUACCAUGUUCUACAUAUCCUGAAAUCACCUGGAAAUACGAUGAUCCUUAUCCUGGGAAAAUUUAGUAUGUAUUUUGUUCUGGGAAUCCCGGGAUAUAAUAUAUUCCUUACCUUAACCCUUGCCUGGGAAUACUGGACUAUUUACACUGAUCUCUGGAAGCUUGGAUACAAUAUUCCUGAUUUUGGGAAUGCUGUGCUAUGCUCUGUUUCAGGAAAACUCUGGUGUGCUAUAUUCCUUAUCCUGGGAAUACUUGAAUAUACUACAUUUCUUAGUUGUAAUAUCUAGGAUCUAGUAUAUUCCUUAUCCCGGGAAUACCGGAAUAUACCCCAUAAUCCAGGUCUCCUGGAGGUUUAAGCCAGGAAACACGAUCAUACCCCACUGCACCAUGGUGUAGAUUCAGGUCUAGUCUUAAUUCUGACCUGAUUCUGUUGUUACACUCCAACACACUACACCCACUGGUUAAGGUUUCAGUUUUCUUUGACGUCCCAGUAGAACAACAAAAUCGGCCAAUCAGAAACGAGUAUUUUCCAUGAUGGAAGUGCUAUAGCUAUAGCUCAGAGUACAUGUGUUACAUAAAGGAGAAGUACGUGUAUAUAUGUUUCUGUACAGCAUUGUAUAAUAAAUAUUCACUUCUUAUGGA